This is a messenger RNA of Heterotrigona itama, 1493 nucleotides long. Lineage: Eukaryota; Metazoa; Arthropoda; Insecta; Hymenoptera; Apidae. The record is from the annotation of a GenBank genome assembly.
AACACAACAAGAGCAGCUAUAUUAUCGCGAUCGUCUUCGACACGAGCAAUCGAACCUUAUUCUGGAGCGACCCCAUGCAAGGAGUGAUCAUGAAGAUGCACGUGCCGUUAGACGGUCCACCGGAUGAACCGACGAUCCUCCACAAUUUGAUGCACCAGAGUCCACGCGGUAUCGCUUUGGACGCAUGUAACAGUCACAUAUACUGGGCAAAUAGCAAUAAUACGAAUCCAAGUAUCGAGCGGUCGGAUCUCGAUGGAAGGAAUCGAGUAACAGUGAUCAAAGAGAAUUUAUACGAGCCGUUGGCGGUCGCUAUAGAUCACAGCAACAAGAAGCUGUAUUGGAUCGACGAUGCGGAGGGCGUGAGGAUCAACAUGGAGCGCAGCAAUCUCGACGGUAGCGAGCGCGAGCUGUUGGUUCACCCUAAGGGUCAUCAACCAGUGCACCUGGCGUUGGACAACGACUCGAUAUAUUGGUCCGAUUUGGUGCACAGAGCCGUUUGGACUAUACCAAAAGAGGUAAAAUUUGGAGAUCUGCCGAGUAAAUUUCGUUCGUACCAGUCGAAUCACGAUGCCGAGCCGGCUGGUAUCGUCACGCGUGAUAACAUCGUCAAAGCAGCAGACUGCUCGGCCUGUGUGAAUGAACCAAGAGCCAGUUUUACGGAGGCGAAACACGACGAAACGUCGUACAAUUUGACAACCAGUACGGAAGAAUCGGAACCAACUACCGAGACAUUCCACUCCUGCUUGAAUGAUGGUUGCUUCAACGAGAAUGAAGGGAAAUGCCAGUGCAAACUUGGAUUCACUGGAACGUAUUGCCAUGUAGAUCUCUGUCACAAUUACUGCUUCCGUGGCAGUUGUAAUAUAAACAGUGACGGAUUACCCACAUGUAAGUGCAAUGACACAUUUAUCGGACCAAGAUGUGAAACAGACCUGUGCAAGGACUAUUGCUUGCACGACGGUCAGUGUUCCGUCCAAGAUGAGAAACCAGUUUGUAAAUGUAAAUAUUCCAAGGGAGCUCGUUGCGAGAUUUUUAACAAUACUGAAAUUUGCGAGGUGUUUUGUAUGAACACCGAGCCAGUUCCUACUAGCGUUGCCACUGCUAACUGCAGAUGCGCCGAAGGAAAUCAAGAACCACAACAAAUGGUGACAGCUAACGAGGAUAAUGAAUACAGAACGAUACUACCAAUUCUUAGUGUAAUUGUUGGAGUACUUGUUUUCGUGAUAGCCGUACUUAGUUAUUAUGUAAAUAAAUUUCGAAAACGGCCACGCAUUAAAAAGCGUUUUGUCGUCAGCAAAGGUGGUGUGACGCCACUUACGUCUCGGCCGCAACUGUCGGACAAUCAGUGCGAAAUAACCAUAGAGAACUGCUGCAACAUGAAUAUCUGUGAAACUCCAUGUUUCGAACCAAAAUUACGUGCUGCAGCGCCAGAAACCAAUGGUUCUAAGAAAGAGGAGAAGAAUUCUUUGCUCGAUAACAUGGAAGAGAAUUCGUGG